CUUGGAAAACUGAGAUUGGUUAGCAUUCUCAGUAUAGAGUAGUUUAAAUUUCAUAGCGGCAAUAUUCGGAACAAUUGACCGUGUGUGAACAAUAGAACUGAGGCUUGUGUCCCAUGAACAAUUAUUCACUGUUAAUUUUGUACGCAGCGAUUAAUUGUUUCAAGAGGUGUUGGAAUCAGUUCUUUUCAUCGAAUCAGUGCGAACAAAUAAAAACAGGACUUUGAAAAGAAAAUCGGCAGUUUAUAAAACACGUGUGAGGGCGAAAUAAACUGAUAUUUAAGAAGCGACAUUGUGAGGCAGCAGCAAUAACCGGGCCAGCAAUAGCAUUAUAAUAACGGUGGUUUUAACUAUAUAGUGCAACGCGAAGGAAAUUUUGUAGCGGAUAGUGGGUAACAAUUGCAUGUGUCCGUGAGCAAAGAGGAAACAAUAGAAGAGCGUGUAAAAGACAAUUGUGUGACAGUAAGCACCAGUGAAAGAGAACAGUGAGCUAUCGGGUGAGAGAAGGUUAGCACCGGUUUUUGAAGUUACGCCUGGAGCAGAUUCAACAUCAGCAGAGCACCAUAUCGGAAGUACUGGAUCAGCACCGUAAGAAAAAGGUCACGUAAGUCGUUCUAUUGUUCAUUAUAUUUCCUAUUGUUUCAGUUUCUAUUGUUUGUCAUUUCCUAAGCCAUCAUGUCUUCUUUGAUCGGUACUGUCGACCAUUUUGUUCGAGGGUCUAGUUUUGCGCAAUAUAUGGAGCGUAUGGACAUACUCUAUCAAUUAAACAAUGUGGCAGACAAUAUGAAGAAAAGUCUUUUUAUAACUAUGAGUGGACCUGUGAUUUUUGAAGAGGUUAAAUUGAUUUAUCCUGGAAUGAAUGUUAAAGAUAUUGAUUACGCUGAUAUGAUUGAAAAACUAAAAAAUCGGUUUGACAAGAUCGAGCCAAAUAUGAUGCAUAGGCAUAGGCUGCAUAUGAGGAAGCAGGGCGUUGACGAACCAGCCGAGAAUUACGUGCUAGGGAUCAAACUAAUUGCGGCUCAAUGUGGUUUCGGUGCUCAUAAAGACGAGGCGAUCAAAGAUGCUAUAAUAUUCGGUUUGAGGGAUCAGGAAUUAAAACAAAAAUUACUCAUGAAAGAUGAAAUGACAGUAGAUGAAGUGGAACAAAUCGUUAUUAGAACUGAGUUGGCGAAAUUGAGGGCUAAAACUUUAAGCGGGGAAGAAGAAGCUAGAAGCAUAAAUUCGGUUAAAUAUCGUUUGGGUAACAAUAAUGAUGAGCAACGUUGGAAUUCGGGUAGAAACGGAAGGCAACAGACACGUAGGUUUGGAAAUGGAAACCGUAGCUACAGCGUAGAUAGUAACCGUAGUCGUUCUCCGGGUCGGGAGCAUCAAAUGGGCAGAAGCCAUUACAGGAGCCAGUACCGCUUAGAUAACAGUAAUUAUCGUUCAUCUUAUCAACAGCAGCAGCGUCGUAGGCCUGAAAAUGAAGACAUGCAUGCCAAUAUCAUUUGUAACUUUUGCAAAAAACGCGGUCACGUUAAACGUAACUGUUUUAAGUUAAAAAAUCGUAGAACGGUUAAUUUUGUUCAAGAAGAGGAAGUUAACUCUGUUCAGGAGCGGGAUCCAGAGAAAGAUGAAAGCUAUGACUUCAAGCGUUUGAGCAUUCGUGAACCAGAGGACUCGGAUAAUGACUUUGCAUGUAUGAUGAUCAAAUCGGGGAUUAGAGAUGGUGGACCUUGCGUAGUAGAGGUUGUGGUAGAAGGCAAGAUUUUCAGCAUGGAGGUUGAUUGCGGGGCAGCAGUAUCCGUAAUAAGCUUGGCCACCCACAAAAAAUAUUUUGAAAGUGUUGAAGUCGUGGAUUGUGCUAGUCGAUUAGUUGUAGUGAAUGGUCAGAGAUUGAAAAUACACGGAAAAUCACAGGUUGUCGUUAGCAUUAACAGCAUUGAGAAACAUGUCAGUUUGAUCAUUCUGGAUUGUUCAAACAACUUCAUGCCACUUUUGGGUAGAAACUGGCUCGACGUGUUUUUCCCACAUUGGAGAAACGCUUUUGUAGGCGUCAAGAGCAUCAAUUCGCUACAACCGGAGAUCAACAACCUUAACACUAUGGGUAAUUUUGAAGUGGAUAUUAAGGCAAGAUUUCCGAAAAGUUUUGAUGGUGAUUUUUCCAAACCAAUUAUAGGACACGAAGCAGAUUUAGUUUUAAAAGAUGCUCAACCAAUCUUUAGGAAAGCAUACGAGGUCCCGUUUAAACUUAGAGAAAAAGUUUUGGAGCAUUUGGACUCUUUAGAGCGGCAGAACGUGAUCACCCCGAUCCAAGUUAGUGAGUGGGCGUCGCCGGUGAUCAUUGUAUUGAAAAAGGACGAUGAUAUACGCAUGGUCAUCGACUGUAAGGAACACCUUGAAUGCACAUCGGUCGCAGUUGAAGCUAAUGGAGAAGAGGCCAACGGGAUCGCGAAUGAGGAUUCCUAUACAGCGUGUCAAGAGGCCGAGGGAAAGCAGUGAUUCCGAAGAAGAGUUUCUUGGCUUUCCGGACGUACCGGCGGUCCCAGGACGGCCAGAGGACGAUCGUAGUCGAUUCAAGCAGUUGAAGCGUAGUCCGAUCGUUACUAGAAGCAAAUCCCGAACAGAAACGAAUUGACUGUCAAAAUCCGAAGAGCUGAGACAGGACGCUGGCAAUGGUUCAAAGGCAAAUAGCAUUUGCGGUCUGAAGUUGUGAAGAUUAUGAUUAUGUUAUGCAUGCAAGUUGUGGAAUUAUGCAUUCGAAUUGAAAUUUUAUUUGAAUUAGUCUAAGAAUGUGUAGCAUGUGUAUGGUAUUAUGAAUUAGGAUCCU
Aedes albopictus (Asian tiger mosquito) is the source of this 2806-nucleotide messenger RNA. RefSeq lists its product as uncharacterized. The record is from RefSeq and is a predicted model, not a curated record. The transcript has 2 exons. Lineage: Eukaryota; Metazoa; Arthropoda; Insecta; Diptera; Culicidae. Gene Ontology annotation, molecular function: zinc ion binding; nucleic acid binding. The coding region runs from base 673 to 2478 and encodes 601 amino acids.